CAUAAAUUUAUUAUCAAUUAUUUUUUAUAGCUUAAGAAUAAUCUAGAAAAUUCAAAAUGUUUAGAAAUCAUUACGAUAGCGAUGUUACCGUACUUAGCCCACAAGGGCGCAUACAUCAAAUUGAAUAUGCCAUGGAAGCUGUCAAACAAGGAAGCUCAACUGUUGGGGUUAAAAAUAAAACUCAUGCUGUUAUAGCUGCCUUGAUGAGAAGUACAUCUGAACUUUCCUCACAUCAAAAAAAGAUUUUUGAACUUGAUGACAAUUUGGGUGUCUCAAUAGCCGGAUUAACUGCAGAUGGAAAAAUUUUAACCAAAUACAUGCUCAAUGAAUGCUUGAUGUUUCGUUAUGAUCAUACCAACCCUAUGCCAAUCGAAAGACUAGUCAGAAAAGCUUGCAAUAAAAUGCAGGUAAACACCCAGAGAUAUGGCAGAAGACCUUAUGGUGUAGGCUUGUUGGUAUGUGGUUAUGAUAGUGUCGGCCCUCAUGUUUUUCAAUUGUGCCCAUCUGCAAAUUAUUAUGAUUGCAAAUCAAUGGCUAUUGGUUCCAGGUCGCAAGCUGCCAGGACUUAUUUGGAAAAGUACACUAAAGAGAUAAAUCAAAGUGAUUAUAAUUGUUUGAUUGAACACGCCAUAAAAGCUCUAAAAGAAACCUUGCCUAGUGAAAUGGAAUUGAAUGACAAAAAUUGUCAGAUUGGUAUCGUGGGAAGAGAAACAUCAUUUCAUAUGUUUUCGAAAGACGAUGUCAAUAAACACGUCGCUUUGGCUCUGAAAGAUUUACAGGAAAGUAAGGUGGCUGCCCAAACUUUAAAAACUCCCAUUACCGUUGACAUCGACAUGCCUCGGCUAGGAACAAGUGACGAACAACCACCUGAUAUAUGGAGAAACAAUGCAUUAAAAUUUGACUGAAGAUUGUCUAAAGUCAGUGCCUAUACUUUCCGAGAGAGCACCCUCAACCUCCCUAAAAUUACAUCUCCCAUUGAAAAGAAUACACGGCUCUAAAAUUAUUUUUUAACUCCUAACCUCAAUUACAAUAAUUUUUA
Messenger RNA from Gordionus sp. m RMFG-2023, 1039 nucleotides. RefSeq names its product proteasome subunit alpha type-1-like. Gene Ontology annotation, biological process: proteasomal protein catabolic process; ubiquitin-dependent protein catabolic process. Bases 57 to 905 code for a protein of 282 amino acids. The transcript has 12 exons. NCBI's taxonomy places the organism in Eukaryota, Metazoa, Nematomorpha, Gordioida, Chordodea, Parachordodidae. Gene Ontology annotation, cellular component: proteasome core complex; nucleus; proteasome core complex, alpha-subunit complex. The record is from RefSeq and is a predicted model, not a curated record.